This is a messenger RNA of Glycine soja, 2316 nucleotides long. Its product is annotated as CDPK-related kinase 3-like. The coding region runs from base 243 to 2021 and encodes 592 amino acids. The transcript is spliced from 11 exons. NCBI's taxonomy places the organism in Eukaryota, Viridiplantae, Streptophyta, Magnoliopsida, Fabales, Fabaceae. Gene Ontology annotation, cellular component: nucleus; cytoplasm. The record is from RefSeq and is a predicted model, not a curated record. Gene Ontology annotation, molecular function: calcium-dependent protein serine/threonine kinase activity; calcium/calmodulin-dependent protein kinase activity; ATP binding. Gene Ontology annotation, biological process: peptidyl-serine phosphorylation; intracellular signal transduction; protein autophosphorylation.
UUAUGCAACAGUGACACUCACGCACACAACACAAACACACACACACAGACACGCUUUUCUCUCUGUGUGUUAACAGACGUUGUCCAUGCUUUCUCGGUGUCUGUCUCUGUCGCCCCCUUUCUCUCUCUAAAUCCCUUUCUCUCUCUACCUGACUCAAAUUCCCUGAUUUUAUCGUUUUCUCGCCACACCCCAGAUUCCGCCGCGUGAGGGUGAGCCCUCCGAUGUGCUGACGUCACGUCACCAUGGGCCAGUGCUACGGCAAGACCAAUCUCGCGCCGGAAAAUGACGCCACCGCGGCCACCACCAACACCGAGACCACCGCGGUUGUCGCCGGAUCAGGCGACGUCCCGCCCUCUCCGCUGCCGGCCAAGGACACGCCCGCGCGGGCCAGCCCCUGGCCGAGUCCCUUCCCCCACGGCGGCGGUGGCGUGACGCCGUCACCGGCGAGGGGCACGCCGAGGAGGUUUUUCAGGCGGCCGUUCCCGCCGCCGUCUCCGGCGAAGCACAUAAGGGCGUCUCUGGCAAAGCGGCUCGGGCACGCGAAGGCGGCGCCGAAGGAGGGGCCGAUCCCAGAGGAGGAGGCGGCUGCGGCUGCGGCGGCGGCGGAGCAGACGCUGGAUAAGAGCUUUGGGUAUGGUAAGAAUUUUGGGGCGAAAUUCGAAAUUGGGAAAGAAGUGGGGCGAGGGCAUUUUGGUCAUACUUGCUAUGCUAAGGGGAAGAAGGGUGAACUCAAAGACCAGCCUGUUGCAAUUAAAAUCAUUUCCAAGGCCAAGAUGACCACUGCAAUAGCAAUUGAAGAUGUUCGCAGAGAGGUGAAGAUAUUAAAAGCUCUAUCUGGCCAUAAACAUCUCGUCAAAUUUCAUGAUGCUUUUGAGGAUGCCAACAAUGUGUACAUAGUUAUGGAAUUGUGUGAAGGUGGGGAGCUUCUUGACAGAAUUUUGUCAAGGGGAGGAAAGUAUUCUGAGGAGGAUGCCAAGGUUAUAGUUUUGCAGAUCCUAAGCGUAGUUGCAUUUUGUCAUCUUCAAGGUGUUGUGCACCGUGACUUGAAACCUGAGAAUUUCCUCUACACUUCGAGAAGUGAAGAUGCUGACAUGAAGUUGAUUGAUUUUGGUCUUUCUGACUUCAUCCGACCAGAUGAGCGACUGAAUGACAUUGUUGGGAGUGCGUAUUAUGUUGCACCUGAGGUCCUUCACAGGUCAUAUAGUCUGGAAGCAGAUAUAUGGAGUAUUGGUGUUAUUACCUAUAUCUUAUUAUGUGGAAGUCGACCUUUCUACGCACGGACAGAAUCUGGAAUUUUUCGUGCAGUGCUUAGAGCUGAUCCUAACUUUGAUGAUUUACCUUGGCCUACUGCCUCUGCUGAGGCCAAGGACUUUGUGAAACGGCUCCUAAACAAAGACUACCGGAAAAGAAUGACAGCUGUCCAAGCUCUAACUCAUCCUUGGUUGAGGGAUGACAGCUGUCCCAUCCCUUUAGAUAUAUUAGUUUUUAAACUAGUGAAGGCUUAUCUUCAUGCAACACCAUUCAAACGUGCAGCAGUGAAGGCCCUUUCAAAAGCCUUGCCAGAGGAUCAAUUGCCCUACCUUAGUGCACAAUUCAGAUUGUUGGAACCAAAUAGAGACGGGCACAUCUCCCUCGACAAUUUCAAAAUGGCUCUUGUACGCAAUGCAACUGAUGCCAUGAGGGAGUCAAGGGUUCUUGAGAUCAUAAAUGCGAUGGAGCCACUUGCCUAUAGAAAGAUGGACUUUGAAGAAUUUUGUGCAGCUACAAUCAGCACACAUCAAUUGGAAGCACAUGAUAGGUGGGAAGAUAUUGCCUCAACUGCUUUUGAACAUUUUGAGAGAGAAGGCAACCGUCUGAUAUCAGUUGAAGAAUUAGCCAGAGAGUUGAAUCUUGGGCCUUCAGCUUAUUCAGUUCUCAAAGAUUGGAUAAGAAAUACUGAUGGAAAGCUUAGUUUACUUGGAUAUACAAAAUUUUUGCAUGGUGUGACUCUCCGUAGUUCAAACCCAAGACAACACCGGUAGUCUUGGGCCCUUUGACAUAUAGUUUGAAUAUGCGGGAAAAAAAAUAGAUUUAGAGAUUUUUUGUGGAUUUUUUCUUCUAUCAUUUUUCUUUAUGGGGCAAAAAAGAAUAUGUAUAAAUGAAUGUGUUAGCAAGUCAAUACAGGGAAUGUCGAGUCAAUUAUAUGCCAAAUCCUUGCUCCUUUGGCCUAUUUCGCAAAUGAUAUGUUUGCCAUGGGUCUGAUCCCAUGAAUAUUCAUUAAUUUGUGAAUGCUUUUAAAGAUUACAUAUAGUCAAAAUUAUUGAUCUUUUGCUGUCA